AUGAACAAAACUGCAAAGAUACAAUUCUUCUUUCGCCCAUUCUCUUCUGACCCCGAGGUCCAAAUGGCGAUUUUCAUGGCCUUCUUGGUGAUGUACCUGACCAGCCUGAGUGGAAAUGCCAUGAUUGCUGUCGUUGUCCAUAUCAGCCCUUCCCUCCACACCCCCAUGUACUUUUUCCUGGCCACCUUGGCGGUCCUGGAAAUCUUCUACACAUCUUCCAUCGCACCCCUGGCCUUGGCAAACCUUCUCUCAAUGGGAAAAACUCCUGUUUCCCUUGCAGGUUGUGGGACCCAGAUGUUUUUCUUCGUCUUCUUGGGAGGAACCGACUGUGUUCUGCUGGCGGUCAUGGCUUACGACCGGUUUGUGGCCAUCUGCCGGCCGCUGAGAUACAGCCUCAUCAUGCGCUGGCGUGUGUGUGUGGAACUGGUGGCAGGGAGCCUGGUGCUGGGGUUCCUGCUGUCGCUGCCACUGACCACGUUAAUUUUCCACCUCCCUUUCUGCCACAGCAACGAGGUCUACCACUUCUACUGCGACAUGCCUGCCAUCCUGCGCCUGGCCUGCGCAGACACACACGUGCAUGAGAUGGCCCUGUACAUCACUAGCUUCCUGGUCCUCAGUGUACCCCUCACACUGAUCUCCAUCUCCUAUGUCCUCAUCGCGCUGGCAAUCGUGCAGAUCCGCUCAGCUGUGGGGCGCCGCCGAGCCUUCUCCACCUGCUCCUCUCACAUCUCAGUGGUCCUCCUGCAGUACGGCUGCACCAGCUUCAUCUAUCUGUCCCCUGGUUCCAGCUACUCCCCUGAGAUGGGUCGGGCUGUGUCUGUGGUCUACACUUUCAUCACCCCCAUUUUGAACCCCUUCAUCUACAGCAUGAGGAGCAAGGAACUGAGAGACACCCUAAAGAAGACCCUGAAAAAGUUCUAG
Messenger RNA from Cavia porcellus (domestic guinea pig), 921 nucleotides. RefSeq names its product olfactory receptor 10V1. The record is from RefSeq and is a predicted model, not a curated record. NCBI's taxonomy places the organism in Eukaryota, Metazoa, Chordata, Mammalia, Rodentia, Caviidae. Gene Ontology annotation, biological process: G protein-coupled receptor signaling pathway. The transcript has a single exon. Gene Ontology annotation, cellular component: membrane. Bases 1 to 921 code for a protein of 306 amino acids. Gene Ontology annotation, molecular function: G protein-coupled receptor activity; olfactory receptor activity.